CGUGUGUUCCUGCCGAUUAUGAGAUUUCCGAUCUGGGUCUACUCACGUACUCACAUGCGAUGCCAACGGAUCAACGUGGGCUGCGCUGGUCAUCACAUCGCCAUCGCCGGGCAUCCAUCACCGCGCGCGUGAGCGCAGUCAUAGACCCACAGAUCACGGGGCGCGACUGACCUUUCUUCCGUCCUCGCACCUCCUUCGUCUGCCACAAGAGCCAAACACGCUAGCAGGUACGCAGGGCAUGAAGCCAGCCAUGGCGCGACGCGUCUCCCGUGGCCCGCCGCCCGUGGCCCGUCGCAAGUCGCCCGUUGCCCGUCGCCUCACCCCGCAGGCAGGGAACUGGCCGUUCCGCUGGCCUGGCCCACCGAUCCACAUCCCUCCAACCCAAACCCUCGUGCCCUCGACUCCCUUUCUGGCACUCCCGGUAUCCAACACUUUCCCGCCGGACCCCGUCCUUAUGCAAAGGAUGCAGCGCGCUGUUGUCGUAACGCGCGCGGCACUCUUUAGCGAUCCAGCUGCAGAUCUGCACACGCGUGGCGUGGCAGUGGUAAGAUCACCACGCUCAGACUACGCGUCCGUUAUGCCAUAUCGGAUCUGCGCCCGACCCGCGACCCGCGAUUCGAAAGCCAGAGCGUGCAGAUCUGCGUCCGCGCUCGGUCCAACGAUCCAACGACAUGGACAACCAAAGCUUUUGCAGCGCUGGCCCAAUGUCCAAGGAUCCAAGGACGCAUGCUGAUCGCGGAACAAGCGCUCGAGCAAGCUAAAAACCAAAGGAGAAGGCAACCGGAUAAAUCGCCUGACUUCCC
Messenger RNA from Cutaneotrichosporon oleaginosum, 803 nucleotides. RefSeq lists its product as uncharacterized. The record is from RefSeq and is a predicted model, not a curated record. NCBI's taxonomy places the organism in Eukaryota, Fungi, Basidiomycota, Tremellomycetes, Trichosporonales, Trichosporonaceae.